Molecule: messenger RNA, 1523 nt
Organism: Neodiprion virginianus
Lineage: Eukaryota; Metazoa; Arthropoda; Insecta; Hymenoptera; Diprionidae
Exons: 4
Coding region: 58-633 (191 amino acids)
Cellular component (GO): extracellular region
Molecular function (GO): chitin binding
Source: RefSeq, a predicted model, not a curated record
CUGUUUCAACGGAAGCUGGACCAACUCCGGCAUCGGCAGUACCAAACUCUUCGCAGAAUGGCGAGGUGGCACGGGAAUGGAGAGGCCAAAGCGAUCGGCGUGGUCCUCGUCCUUGCAGCGAUCCUCGAUGCUUCGUCGGCCGGAUUUCCAGAGCACCGCGCCAUCGACGUUAGCUACAAUGGCUACCAAAAUUUCCAGCCGGUGGUUUCACACCAUCGUCCGAUAGUUGUCGAGGAACCGCGAAAAAAAAGCGAGCAGGACUUCAGCAAGAUUCCCGGGAUUCCCGGUGUGGAUUAUCCCAUCUUUCACAAGGUUCCUCCGACCAGUUUUUCAUGCGCCCACGUUCCGUACGCACCUGGAAUGUACGCUAAUGUUGAAACAGGCUGCCAGGCAUAUCACGUCUGUCACGAUGGAAGAGAGGGACACCAGGGUGCCUCAUUCCUUUGCACGAAUGGAACCCUGUUCAACCAGCAUGAAUUUGCCUGCGAUUGGUGGUACAACGUUAAUUGCGCGGACGCACCUUCUCUGUACAGCCUGAAUUUGGAUCCAACGAAAAACCCGUUCGUCCCGAAAAAGAAACCGGAAGAGGAAUCGCAACCGCAUCAGGAUAAGUUCAAGAUCGCAAUUUUUUAAACAGUUUAACAAAACAGAUAUUGAAAAAUCGUGAACAAGACGAUCAACAUUUUAUCGAUAUUUACGAAACUUGGCAACUGUUUAAUACGACGCGUUUAAAAUUGACAAAUGGCUAGCAAACCGGACAAAGAUUUUGCGAAACAAGAUAUCGAUAUUUUUUUCUUCUUUCUAACAUGAGGUGAAAGGUAUUUUUUAUACUAACCCUCGCUUCGUCUUAAAUCGUGCAAAAAUCUGCCCGUGUAUUUUUAUUUAUUUAUUUAUUUGUUUUUUUUUUUAAAUUCUUUCUCUUCUGCAAAGUUACCGAACUUUUUGUGCAAUAAUUUGCACUUUCGGAUGAAACGAGACCGGCUUUGAAACUAUUAUUCAUUCGCUUGGUUUAUAAAAUAUUACCAUCGCAUAAAUCAUUCCAAUUAUUCAUGCAUUAUUUAUAUGGCAACCCUGAACAUUUGUCUUUAAGUGUAUGUAAUUAGAAAUACGUAUUGAUAAGUAUCGAUUGUGAGGCUACGUAAUGCUAUAUAUUAUUACACAUAUACAUAACUAUAUACACCCAUAACUCGUAAGCGUAUAAUUUUAUAAUGUAGGCUGAUUUCAGCAAACUCGUGUAAAAUCGGUGGACCGAAUCUCUUUGCUCUCAAAUUUCCACCACUCGUAUUUAAUAUAUAACGUAUAUGAUACAUUAUUCAGAAAGUCACCGUUUUCACCGAUAUUCCUGAAACAGUCGUACGUACGUACUGCAGUUAUCAUAUUUUAUGUACAGAUUUAAUAUAUUUACCCAGGCUAUAUUUAUUGUCACGAUAUUAUCAUAGAUCAUUUACAAUUUGUAAAAAAAGAUAAGCGUAUUAAUGUUACUUUUGAUAUCGUAUAAUCGCGAUGAAUAAAAUCUUUAUCGU